This is a messenger RNA of Mauremys reevesii (Reeves's turtle), 954 nucleotides long. RefSeq names its product olfactory receptor 5V1-like. The record is from RefSeq and is a predicted model, not a curated record. Bases 1 to 954 code for a protein of 317 amino acids. Gene Ontology annotation, biological process: G protein-coupled receptor signaling pathway. The transcript has a single exon. Gene Ontology annotation, molecular function: G protein-coupled receptor activity; olfactory receptor activity. Gene Ontology annotation, cellular component: membrane. NCBI's taxonomy places the organism in Eukaryota, Metazoa, Chordata, Testudines, Geoemydidae.
AUGGAAAAUAUCGAGUGGAGCAAUCAAACAUUCAUCACAGAAUUCAUCCUAUUGGGAUUCGGGAAUCUCCCAGAACUGCAGUUUCCUCUCUUCCUGCUGUUCCUAGUGAUCUAUAUUGUGACCAUGGCCGGGAACAUCCUCACUCUUGCACUAGUUGUGACUGAUCGGCACCUUCACACACCUAUGUACUUCUUCCUGGGGAAUUUGUCCUGCUUGGAGACCUGCUAUGCCUCCACCAUCCUGCCCAGAAUGCUGGCCGGUCUCCUGACUGGGGACAGAACAAUUUCAUAUAGUGGCUGCAUCACACAACUGUACUUCUUUGUAUUCAUGGUGACAGCCGAAUGUUUCCUCCUAUUAGUCAUGUCUUAUGACCGCUACGUAGCAAUAUGCAAUCCCUUGCAUUAUGCAGCACUUAUGAGAAGCUGGGUUCGCAUACAGCUAGUGUCUGGCUCUUGGACAAUGGCCUUCUUUACUAGUACCUUGAUAACUCUUUUGAUGGCCAGGUUAACAUUCUGUGGCCCCAACAAUAUUGACCAUUUCUUUUGUGAUUUUGCCCCGAUGCUCAAACUCUCCUGCAGCGACACCAGCCUGAUUGAACUGGUAGAUCUACUACUGUGUUUCGCAAUUAUAGUUCCUACAUUCCUGUUAACCGUGAUAUCCUAUGUUUGUAUCAUCACCACCAUCCUGAGAAUCCCCUCCACCACCGGGAGGCAAAAGGCCUUCUCCACCUGCUCCUCCCACCUCAUCGUAGUUGCUACUUUCUAUGGAUCACUCAUCAUUAUUUACAUGAUACCAGCUGCUGGCACUGCAGGAGACCUGCACAAAGUGUUCUCUGUCUUCUAUACUGUCCUGACACCCUUGGUCAAUCCUCUCAUCUACAGCCUGAGAAACAAGGAGGUCAAAGAGGCUUUGAAGAAAGCUGGAGGCAAACUGUCUGCUUUCAUAAGGAGGUGA